Molecule: messenger RNA, 1362 nt
Organism: Lachancea nothofagi CBS 11611
Lineage: Eukaryota; Fungi; Ascomycota; Saccharomycetes; Saccharomycetales; Saccharomycetaceae
Source: the annotation of a GenBank genome assembly
AUGAGCAUUGACUCUCCGUCUUACGAGCCAGAAUCUCCCGCCGGGAGGAGGUCCAUGUCUGCUACUGGAAGAGUAGACUACACGAUUGAAGAGGACGAUUUAGACAUCAGAGAAGACGAGAAAGAUGAAGACUACAAGGAAGACGCAGUUGAAGAUGACGAUAAUGAUGACGAGGUCAUUGAGACAGAAAACGAGAAAAGCAAGCCUGUUGCAACCAACAAUCGUCCAGUCAUCCAAGAGGCGAUUGUAAAUGUCGCUAGAUUUCCAACACAACCCAGACGCGGAAGACCACCAAAGCGGAAGAAUAUAGUGAAUGUUGUCGAGACAGCGUUGCCAAUUAUUGAUAGCUCCAAAGCUAACUCUGAUGGAAAUGGUGGUAAUAAUAACGGUUUCAAGAGGCCACAUCUGUCUUUUCCUGUAGACGAAAGUGGUAACCCGUUACCAGUAAUCAACGAUGAAUACGCUCUUCCUGACGACCCCGAAGGUGACACCAAAAUAAAUAGAGACGGUGAUCUUCUUGGUGGACGGCAGUUUCUAGUAAGAUCUUUCACAGUAGCUUCUAGAGGCGAGCGGAAAUAUAUGCUUUCAACGGAGCCUGCAAGAGCUGUGGGCUUCAGAGAUUCAUAUCUUUUCUUCCAGUACCACCCAAAUCUGUACAAACUCACCAUAUCGCAAGAAGAAAGAGACGACCUAAUUCAUAGGGGUGUAAUACCCUACUCAUAUCGAACUAGAACCAUAACGCUAGUAACGGCAAGAGGUGUGUUUAAGGAAUUUGGAGCGAAAAUUAUCGUUGAAGGAAAAAAUAUCACAGACGAUUACUAUGUCGGACGGCUACGCGAGGAAGGUCGCGUAGUUGAAGGUACAUAUGCUCGCGAACCUACCUCCAACCUAAGGGGAAUGGGCGCAAAGGGCUUCAAAGUUUCGAGCUUAGGAGUAAAUCCGUCCAAAAACGCUGUUGAAUUCUUUGACAGGCGCAACCACAACAUCACUCCAGGCAGUAACAUUAGCUCUACAAACUGGCUGUACCAACAUGCUGCAGCGUGUAGCAGGUUUAAUAGUGAUUUAUUCUACGAUAGAGAAAGAGUUCUUCUCAUUGAGCACCAGGGCCUAAGAGAUCCUUACACAAACACUUUACAUCUUCCGCAGUCUACCCAAUCAACACAAGUCUUGAGAUACGUUAAGGAUUCCAGUAAUGUUCCUGAGAAUAAUGGCGUAGUCUACGAAACGCUCAUAGAAGACAAAGAUUUAACACGUCGGUGUAUCGGCAUCAAGGAUGUGCCGCUUGAUAUUUUUGAAGAUGUGGUAGAUGACGAUAUUAAACUUGCAAUACUAGAACAGCAGCAGUUCGAGAAGAACGUUUAG